AUCUGUCGUAUUUGGAAUUGGUGGAAUCAAAAGUAUACCUUGGUGGAAUACACAUUUCUUCACUUGGGUGACCCGCCAGGACUCACAUCGCGAUUCGCGACAUGCAGCGGAUGUCGUCAGACGCGAUUUUUGUGAAUCGCUUUUUCAUUUUUUAGAAUUGUUAAUCGGGCAAUUUUGGGAAAGGCAAUUUUUUAUUAAGUAUCUUUCCUUGUAUCAGUAUCCUUCCUUGUACCGCGCGCUUAAUUUUAUGCUAGGGCGUUCUAGUAUGGAGCCCAACCUGCAGGACCAUGGUGAGCCCGUCAGUGUGCUGAACUUUUGGGAACCAGGUGGUUAUCAACGAACGACGAAGCGCGUCUUCGACGGUUACGAACUCUGCAAUGAUUUAGCGGAGAUGAUUGAAGAGCGCGCCGAAAUUGAAACAAAACAUGCCAAUGAGAUAAAUAGUUGGUCAACAAAGUGGAAUGGAAAGAUCGUCGAUAAAGACAGAGUGUAUGGAUCGUUGGUUGGCGCAUGGAAAGCUGUUUUCGUUGCAGCGGACCGGGAAGCGGAAGUUCGUUUGCGUGUUAAAAAAGAUCUUAUCAAUAUUGUCCAGGAGAUUGGACGCUGGCAGCAGGAUCAUUUCCAUCAAAUUAGGAUGUUAAACUCAGUGCAUUUCAAGGAAAAGAAAGAUACGGACGUCGCAUUUGAGAACGCUCAAAAACAGUGGGCAAACCUCCGAAAACUCGUAGAAAAAUCUAAAAUUGAAUACCAUAUCAGUUCCCAAACAGAACAGUCGGCAGCUGCAAGAUAUCAGAUGUUCAACGGCGACACGACUAUUUCCGCAGAUCAGCAUAAGGACAUUGCUGAUGAAGUGGCGAAAUCUGCACAUUUAAAAAUGGAAGCAAAAGCAGUUUACGAGGGUGCUCUUCGGGAUUUGACUCGCUAUAAUCCGCGAUAUGUAGAGGAUAUGAAGAAGGUCUACGGCAAAUGUCAAGAUAUGGAGAAAAAGCGACUUGAGUUCUUCCACGAAAGACUGAUGUCCAUACAUCAAAUACUAGACUUACCCAAUGACAUACAGUUCAAGCAGAUUUUUGAGGAUUUCUUCAAGGAAGUUGAAGCAGCAAGUUCUGAAAACGAUUUAAUAUGGUGGAAUAUACACAGAGGAAUCGAUAUGCCUAUGAGCUGGCCCAAAUUUGAAGAACGUUGCACCGGUUUGCCGGAUGCGCUUCCUGAGGUGCACAACGUGCAGGACGGGCCGGACGCGGUGCUGGAGGUGUCAGCCGUGGUGCAGGACGUGUCGGCCGUGGUGCAGGACGUGCCGACGGCGGCGAUGGGCGUGCCGGUCGUGGUGCAGGGCGGGCCGACCGCAGUGCUGGAUACGUCAGCCGUGGACGAGGAUGUGCCGGCCGUGGCACAGGACGUGUCGGCGGCGGUGCUGGGCGUGCCGGUUGCGGUGCAGGACGUGCAGGAAGCGUCGUCACGGAGCAGGACGCGUCAUCGCGGAACACCGCAUGCCCGGCGCGGUGUUGGACGUGUAGCCACGGUGGAAACCUCGUCCGUCGCAUUGAAUAACCAAGUUGUAGGGAUGGAUGACCCUCCCAUCGGGAUGGUUAACCAGCCGAACGGGAUGGUUAACCAGCCGAACGGGAUGGAGAACCAGACCGUAGCAGACGCGCCUGCCGCCGUUUCUCUCCGAAGAUCCCAAAGGCCACGGACCACUGUUGUUUCGGUUGUCGACCCUACUUCGCUACCCACAGUCGCUCCGCGUUCUACUAGUCGUCGAGGUUCCAAGCGCCCGCGUAAAUGCGAUCAGUGCCAACUCAAAGACGAUCAGAUUAGCAGAAUGACCGCAGAACAUACUAUAAUGAGCAAUGAGCUGGCAAUCGUGAAGCAACAGAAUGCAGACAUGGAAAAAGUGCAGCAACGCCUUAGGACCCUGCGACGCCGAAAUCCCUCACAGUAGUUGAUGUCAUUCGAAUUUGUGAACUAUAACAUCCAGGGUUGUGGAUCGGCCUCCGGUGGCUUUUAGUCUGAACUCGCUUGAUUUUCGUGUUCUUUUUCUCCGCUGACCGGCACUUCGCCAUUCGGCAAUGACAGAAAAUUACGAUGUUGCAUCUGUGCUCUGCACGUUUUCGAAUUUUUACUCUUGAUUGGUGCCGGCACUUCCUGAAUUGAUUUGGUUGUUUCCUGGGAGGUUGAGCUGUUUCCUCGCUGUUGGUGAAUGGAGAGUUUGUGUUCGUAGUUGACAACAUUUCUUUAUUUUGGUCAAUAAAUCUGUCUCCCUCCCACCCAAUCCUAAUGAAUUGCCGGUUGCUUUUUACUGUUUUGUUGCAUUUGCUUUUCGACAUUGCUCAUGUUGUUAGU
Molecule: messenger RNA, 2343 nt
Organism: Paramacrobiotus metropolitanus
Lineage: Eukaryota; Metazoa; Tardigrada; Eutardigrada; Parachela; Macrobiotidae
Product: protein kinase C and casein kinase II substrate protein 3-like
Exons: 9
Coding region: 248-1942 (564 amino acids)
Biological process (GO): cytoskeleton organization; regulation of endocytosis; plasma membrane tubulation
Cellular component (GO): endosome; plasma membrane; cytoplasm
Molecular function (GO): phospholipid binding
Source: RefSeq, a predicted model, not a curated record